Messenger RNA from Penicillium alfredii, 1554 nucleotides. It is a transcript of the gene bna4, whose product is annotated as kynurenine 3-monooxygenase. The record is from RefSeq and is a predicted model, not a curated record. Bases 1 to 1554 code for a protein of 517 amino acids. Gene Ontology annotation, molecular function: FAD binding; NAD(P)H oxidase H2O2-forming activity; kynurenine 3-monooxygenase activity. NCBI's taxonomy places the organism in Eukaryota, Fungi, Ascomycota, Eurotiomycetes, Eurotiales, Aspergillaceae. Gene Ontology annotation, cellular component: mitochondrial outer membrane. The transcript is spliced from 3 exons. Gene Ontology annotation, biological process: quinolinate biosynthetic process; NAD+ metabolic process; L-tryptophan catabolic process.
AUGGCAGCCAUUCCACCCAGGCAGAAGGUGGUUGUGGUGGGUGCCGGGCCAGUGGGAUCACUGGCUGCGCUGUAUGCGGCAUCACGAGGCGACGACGUCGAAGUAUACGAGCUGCGUGGAGAUCUCCGCGACCCGGCCACUGUGCCGUUGAAUUUCACCAAGUCGAUCAACUUGGCCCUCUCGGAGCGCGGCAUUACGUCUAUGAAACAUUCAGAUCGGCCCGACCUAAUCGACAAUGUGCUCCGCGAUACGAUCCCCAUGUACGGGCGGAUGAUCCACGGCCGAGACCGGGGGCAGCUGUGGGAAGCCGCACAGGCCUAUGACGUUCAUGGUCGGGCCAUCAAUGCUGUUGACCGAGGCACGUUGAACAAUGCACUCCUCGACGAGCUGGAGAAAACCCCCAAUGUCAAGCUGUUUUUCAACCACAAGCUGACAGGCGCCGAUUUCCGCACCAACAAGGCCUGGUUUGAACGUCGAAUCCCUGGCGAAACGCCCCAAGCCAACUCCCAGGGUGUGGCUGGUCGAGUCCCGGAAAUCGAGGUGUCGUUCGACUACCUCAUCGGCGCGGAUGGGGCACAUUCGGCCUCGCGAUUUCACAUGAUGAAGUUCGCCCGCGUCGACUACCAGCAAGAGUACAUCGACACGCUGUGGUGCGAGUUCCGCAUCCCUCCGUCAAGCGAUGGAGGAUUUCGGAUCUCACCAAACCAUCUCCAUAUCUGGCCCGGGCGCGAGUUCAUGUUUAUUGCAAUCCCGUCCGCAGACAAGUCAUUUACCUGCACGUUAUUCGCGCCGUCCGCAGCCUACACAUCGCUGGAGAACUCCCCACAGGAACUGCACGCGUUCUUCGACCUGCGCUUCCCAGGCGUGUGUCCCGAGCUGAUCGACCCGGAAGCACUGAGCGAGCAAUUCGCCGUGAACCCGCACCUGCCGCUAAUCAGCAUCAAGUGCAAGCCGCACCACUUCAGCUCCAGCGUCGUGGUUCUCGGCGACGCCGCGCACGCCGUGCUCCCAUUCUACGGCCAGGGCCUGAACGCAGGCCUCGAAGACGUCCGCGUUCUCUUCGAGCAGCUUGACAAGCACGGUGUCUACGACUCCUCCUCCCGCGCCGCCAGCAUCUACACCCGCAACCUGAAGUGCCAGGCCGCCUUCCAAGCAUACACGGACCAGCGCUGCGCCGACACGCACGCCAUCAACGACCUCUCGAAACAAAAUUACCUCGAGAUGCGCUGGGGCGUCAAGUCGCCGCUCUACAAGCUGCGCAAGUCCGUCGAGGAGUCUGUCGACCGCCACCUGCCCUUCCUCGGCUGGAAGACCCAGUAUGCGCGCAUCAGCUUCAGCAACCAGCGCUACUCGGACGUUGUCCGCGCUGUGCAGAGCCAGAGCCAGGCGCUGGGCUUGGGUUUGAGUGCUGCGCUGGCUGCGGGUUUUGGCGCUACUGCCGUGUUGAUGUGGAAGCAUCCUCGCUGUUUCUCGCCCGUGUGGUUGAUCCGAUACUCGCUCCGCCAUUUGGCAUCUGUGUGGUUUAGGAUCUACCGCAGCCUAGCUUAUGAGUAA